Messenger RNA from Fimicolochytrium jonesii, 672 nucleotides. RefSeq lists its product as uncharacterized. Lineage: Eukaryota; Fungi; Chytridiomycota; Chytridiomycetes; Spizellomycetales; Powellomycetaceae. Bases 1 to 672 code for a protein of 223 amino acids. The transcript is spliced from 2 exons. The record is from RefSeq and is a predicted model, not a curated record.
AUGGUUCCUACCAACCCCAAGAUUCGAGCAUGGCAUCAAUCGUAUAACGAGAGGCAAGACCGGCUCGAAGCUUUGAUAGCGGAAGACAAGAAGGGAAUCACGGCAAACAAGAGAGCAAUUACGGUAAACAGGAAGCGAAUCACCGCAAACAAAAAUCAAAUAGCGGCUCACACGGAGCGCAUAGUUAACCUGCAACAAGGGCAGGUGGAGUUGGCUGCCUGCGUGGAGGCCCUCGAACGACGUGGACCUUCUGAAGCGGCGGUCAGCAACCCUGUGCCGACUCGUCCAACCGUAGCCAUGCGGCCUGCGGAACUGGUCAACCACUUCUGCCAUGCGGAAGAUCACUUUCGGAAUGCAAUUCGAGACUACUGGGACAUGAAGAUUCGGAACAACAAGUACAGAAGCUUUACGGGCCGCUUCGAGACCGAUAUCCUACCAAGGUUGGCCUUCCAGCGCCAGAACGACGUAAUGCGCAUCAUCUUGGCGGAGUUUCUCCAUUCUCCCGUUGAGAAUGGAAUCGUACCCCCCGAGAACUAUAACGCAUACUUCAAUUACCUUACCCGCAACCUGAGAGUGAAGAGAGUCGCCUCCCGUAAAGGUUCAGGUCGCAACAGCCACCUCUACUUUUACAGGCCGGUGUUUGAGGAGAUGGAAGAGGGACAAGUUUUCUAG